AUGCCCACCUUCCUAACCAUCGACGGGCCCUACUUCAAAGACCCCCAGAACCGCCAAGUAACACUCCGCGGCAUCAACGUCGCCUCAGACGCCAAACACCCCACAACCCCUAACCUCCCCUCCCAUAUCUCGGAUAAGUUCUUUGACGGUGACCACGUCUCCUUCAUUGACCGCCCGUUCCCCGUCUCACAGGCCGACGUGCACUUCCAGCGCCUCCGCAACUGCGGCUACAACACAAUCCGCUACAUCUUCACCUGGGAGGCCAUCGAGUCCCGCGGCCCUGGAAUCUAUGACGAGGAAUGGAUUACACACACUAUCGCUGUCCUGCGUAAGGCGAAAGAGUACGACUUUAUGGUUUUUAUGGACCCACACCAGGACGUGUGGUCGAGGUGGUCGGGUGGGUCAGGCGCACCAAUGUGGACCAUCUACGCCAUGGGGCUGGAUCCGCGCGCGUUCGAGGUCACAGAGGCGGCCCUGGUGCAUAAUACAUACCCGGAUCCGUCAACGUUCCCCAAGAUGAUAUGGUCGACCAACUACCAGCGGCUGGCGUGUCUGACGAUGUUUACGCUUUGGUUCGCGGGGCGGGACUUUGCCCCGAAGUGUAUGAUUAAUGGCGUCAACAUCCAGGACUUUCUGCAGGACCAUUUUAUUGCGGCGGUGAAGCACCUGGCGCAGCGUAUACAUGAUGCGGGUGACCUGGAGGACUGUACGGUCAUUGGGUAUGAGUCACUGAAUGAGCCGAACCGCGGAUUGAUAGGAUACCAGAAGCUGGAUGCGAUCCCGACGCAGCAGAAGUUGCAGAAGGGGACGUCGCCGACGGCGUGGCAGGCGAUCCUUACGGGGUCGGGAAGGGCGUGCGAGAUUGAUACGUGGGACUUUGGUGGCACAGGGCCGUAUAAGACUGGGUCAGCGCUCAUUGACCCCAAGGGAGUGCAAGCGUGGCUACCAGCGGGCUACGACGACUCGAGAUAUGAGUGGAAGCGGGACCCGGACUGGAAGCUCGGCCAGUGUGUAUGGGCUCAGCAUGGCGUGUGGGAUCCGGCGACGGACACAAUCCUUAAGAACGACUACUUCAGCAAGAUGCCGAACGGCGAGCUGAUCGAUGCGGAGAGGUUCACAGAGACGUACUUUUUGGACUUCUAUAGAAAAUACCAGAAGGCCAUCAGGAGCGUACAUAAGACGGCAAUCCUGUUCUGCCAGCCGCCAGUAUUUGAGAUCCCACCGCAUAUUAAGGGCACCGAAGAUGCACAUGAACGGAUGGUGUAUGCACCGCACUUUUACGACGGAAUCACACUCAUGACAAAGAAGUGGAACCGCCUCUGGAACGUUGACGUCCUAGGCGUUCUCCGCGGUCGUUACUGGUCCCCAACCUUUGCCGUCAAAAUCGGCGAGACCGCUAUCCGAAACUGUCUCCGUGACCAGCUCAAAUCCAUGAAGCAAGAAGGCCUCGACAACAUCGGUCUGACGCCAUGUGUCUUCACGGAGAUUGGCAUCCCCUACGACAUGGACGACAAAGCCGCCUACAACACUGGCGACUACCUCUCCCAGAUCCGCGCCAUGGACGCCAACCACUUUGCACUCGAGGGAGCGCAGGUGGGCUUCACGCUGUGGACGUACUGCGUCGGUAACAAUCACCAGUGGGGCGACAACUGGAACGGUGAGGACCUUAGCAUCUUCAGCCUCGACGACCGGCCGCCGACGUCCUCUGCGGGCGCUGCUGUCGAUGGCGCUACAACGAUCGAUGGCGAUAACAUCAAGAAGGUCAUGUCGACAAGCACUAUGAGCACAGACCCAGAGGACAUGCAGAAGGUUGCGCCUGACGCAAUCGUGGCUGGGUCUAGAGCGGCAGAGGCGUUCGUGAGGCCGUCGCCGGUGUACACGUGUGGGACGGUGAUCGAGGCGGGGUUCAACCUGGCGAAGGCUUCGUUCGAGAUGAAGAUCUCGGCGAGCAGGGCGACGGAGGAGGAGGCGCCGACAGAGAUCUUUGUGCCGCCGUUUCACUUUCCGAAGAGGGACGUGAGGGUCGAGGUUACGGGGGGCAAGUGGGAGUAUGAGGAGGAGCGCAGCGUGCUGAGGUGGUGGCACGCAGAGGGCGAGCAGGCUAUCAAGAUUGUGGGCGUGGGGAAGAUGGGGCUCGAGUAUGAGGAUGAGGGGUACUUGGGCAUGGUGUGGGGCGGGUACAAGAGUUGUUCCAUAAUGUAG
Molecule: messenger RNA, 2202 nt
Organism: Morchella sextelata
Lineage: Eukaryota; Fungi; Ascomycota; Pezizomycetes; Pezizales; Morchellaceae
Exons: 2
Coding region: 1-2202 (733 amino acids)
Biological process (GO): carbohydrate metabolic process; ergosteryl 3-beta-D-glucoside catabolic process
Molecular function (GO): steryl-beta-glucosidase activity
Source: RefSeq, a predicted model, not a curated record